AUGGCCCUCAGAGCUUCAGCCAUAGCUCGACCUCCACUUCCUGCACCCUCUCCCACGCCAUCGUCACCAGCCAGAACCCUUUCUCUCUCCAAACCUCAAUUCAGACCCACCACUCUAUCACUGCCAACAUCAACCACACUCUCUCUCUUUGCCCUCUUCACUGCACCGGUAGAAGCCAAGGCUCUCACUCUACCCAAAGACCAGAUAGUCUCAUCUCUCACUCAGGUAGAGGAUAAAAUUGAUCAAGUUCAAGAAGUAAGUUCAAAAGUUUUGGAAGUUGCACAGAGUGUUAUUGGAGCUGUGAUUGAGGCUUUGAAGCCUGGAAUCGAUGCGGCAUUGCCUAUCUUACAGAAGAGUGGAGAACAGGCGCUGAAAGUUGCUUCGCCUGCCAUUUCCGAAGCCUCAAAGAAAGCCCAAGAAGCAAUGCAAAGCUCGGGGAUCGAUACACAACCAGUUGUCUCCGCUGCUAAGGUUCUAAUACAGCUUUUCUCCAAUUGCAAUUGUUCUGAUUUUUGCAGUUUACAUGCAGCUAUUGCUCUAUAUGGUUUACUAACAAUGCACAUUUUUGUGAUUUAA
This is a messenger RNA of Ilex paraguariensis (yerba mate), 576 nucleotides long. The record is from the annotation of a GenBank genome assembly. NCBI's taxonomy places the organism in Eukaryota, Viridiplantae, Streptophyta, Magnoliopsida, Aquifoliales, Aquifoliaceae.